UAAAUAAAUGGAAUUGCGCUAGUUGCUAUCCAACAAGCCACUCGAAAGGGAUACUACGCGUGCGUAUGAUAUUCUCCUAGCUCUGACCUGACGCCCCCUCGUCAGAGAGCGGCAUGGCGCCCCAGUACAAUAUAAGUAGCGGGAAAAUAUCUCGUUUCCCUCAAGCUCAGGAAAUACGGACCGUGGGGGCAUAGCAGUGCAUUCCAGGUUAAACAUCUGCCUCCCCUUUUAUUGCAACGCCUCAUUAUAACCGGGGAUUCUAGACUAUCCCCUUCGCUAUCCUGAAAUGCAAGAUCUUUUAGACUUCGUCAUCAACCACGUUUUCAUGCCCCCCAAGCUACCUCAGGAGGAGGAUGACAGUCCAAAGCGCAAAGAUUUCCUUCUGUCGACCGUCUACAGUACAAUGGAGCUCUACAGGCAGAAGUAUGCUGCGACUGAGCACCAAGCAUUGUGGGGCUCUUUGUUGAAAAUGGUGGAUACAUUGCGACGAAUCAACGAGUGUCCGGAGGUUUGGAUCAACGAAUCUAUCAAAAACAUGGUUACCGGAGACAUUAUCUCCAUUCUCAUUCGUGCUCAGAACGCAAGCGUGAUCAUCCGUUGCGGAGAGGAGGAAACGAUAUUCGAGAGUUUUGAAGUCUCACCAAGGAACAAAGACGUGAUGGGCUGUACAAGAAAGCUUAUCCGUUCCUUUCCCGGACCUGCUAUUGCCGUUCAGAAUGACAUUGCGCUAGACCCGGCAUUUCUCGAAGAAUUAUCUACAUUCCUAAUUCAGAUGGACAUCGAUUCAUUGGCGGACGCCCAAACCCUCACCAGGAAAGCAAGCAGUGACCUCGUCGAAGAGCGUGACACGACUCAUCCCAUGUACAUCACCGAAUUGCUGACUGGGAUACUCCGUGGACUGGGACAGCCUGCCGACAUUCCUCGUAUCCAGAAGAGGACAUCGGAUGAUGUCUUGUGGGAUAAAACCUUGCUCCCAUGGAGACGCAGCCCUCUCUGGCUCGUUGUUCGUGUCACCUUACAAACUACGAUUCGCCGAAACGUCUCGAGUGUGAACGAAUACAAGUCCUUUAUGAUACUCCUUCUGGCCGAGAUUUUGCGCAAUGGUGUCGAGAACCGGUUGCCAGGCGACGUCCUUUAUUGCAUGCGUGCAAAGCUUAGCCGUCGGCUCUUCAAAAUUCGAUCAUGGGCAGGUGCAGCUCUUGUCGCGCAUGUCCGCGAGGUUGUUGUUGAUACCGAAAGACUGCUCCAAGAUCGGUGGGAAGCUGUCCAAGACGUGCAGAUGCAAACACCUGAAUGGGCGCCGGACGGAUUAGAUAUUGAUGGGGACACAAGCCUUACCCUAAAGAACUGCAGAUCUUACAUCGAUGCUGCUUUCAACCCAGUGGCACAUGCUAGCGCCAGCGCUGCGUUCAACCCAUCUCAUUAUCCGCGACCAGCCGAUAACCCGUUUGAGGAUGUACCCCGUCAUCUUCCAAAGGCCGUAAAAGCCGAUGGAUUCGUUGCACUGCGGGAUUUCGAGCAUUGCGUAAGGAACAGCAUCGACGACUGGGUGUCUUUGCAGGUUUCCCGCCAGAACUGCGAAAAAUCCUGUACUAUUCUCGCUGAUUGCAUGAUAACAUACGCCGAAAAUGCAAACAGGUUGUAUGAAAAGGCCCCGGAACAGCAGUCCAUCAUGCUCCUCACACUCUUUGAACUGUGGAUGGCACUCGAUAUAUUAGCAGUCACUUCUUGUCCUCUUUUGAGGUCCUAUUCUCCCGAGAUCCCCUUGACUCUGUAUGAGACACUCCUGCUUCCGAAAUCCGAUUCGCUGGAACGCAUAUCUAGGAUCCAGCAGCAUCUACGCAGCCGCUACAGCGAGGCCGGUAGUAACCCUCGGUCGAUUUUUUCAGAAAUUGUAGAUGAGGAAACCUUUGCCGUCAAGUUUUUCAGCUCGUCCCCACUGCUUCAGGGAGUAAAGCAUCGCAUCGAGGAGCAAGCGACAGCGAAGCGGAACGAAAAACUCCUCGAGCUUCGCCUGUUGAAUCAUCGGUACAAGGAAAAUAUGGACCUGGCUGCUCGCAUCGGUCAUAACGACUCUACACGUCGCGGUAAGGUCGGACAUUAUCCGCGCCGUUGUCAAAAAUGCAAAUAUGAGAAGAAGGCAAGAGCCAACAUACAUAUUCACGAAUGGCCGCUACCCGACCAUCUAAUGCGAGCCGAAGUUGUUGUGUUUGAACUUGCGGGUCCUCGGGAUUUUAAGACUUGGAGGAGAGCGACUUAUUGGUUUCUUCGUGACAUCUGCACCCGUCCUGUUCAUUCCCACAAAGCGGCCCCAUCGAUGACAUUACGACGUUAUGCCGACCUCAAUAUUCCCGGAAACAUUGUCUCCGGUUCUCAGCUCCGGGUCUCGUUGGCAUCUCAGGAGAAGUCCUUCUUGAACACUCAUUUUAAAAACGUGAACAUCCCAACGAGCGAAGAGAGCGUCUGCCUCCCGAAUGCACUGUCAUAUCGACUGUAUGACGUAGAAAACGAUAGCUGGAUAUAUCCCCCAUCCCCCGACUGCGACCUCGGCCACCGAACGUCCAUGCAGAUAGCACAUCGUUCGCCAUAUGUUUCCCUGGAAUGCUUUGCACAGGGCACUUCCCAUACCUCGAACGAAGUUCUUGCGAGCCAACAUGAAUGUCCUGCUUCACUCAGCUUACAGGAAUUCAUUGCAUUUGGGUCAUUGCGCGCCGGAGCGCGGUUGCAAUGGUAUAAUAUUUCCCGAGAAAUUCCCUCGAGAAUCCUCAGUUUCCAUCAUGAGGUGGUUUGUGAUCUCAUCUCUCGGGCUGCAUGUCAAGUGGGUUGCCUCUCCAGUGACGGUGACUGGGAAUGCCACGAAGUUCUGCGGGACGCAUCAUUCGGUGCCGUGUUACUAGACGUUCUUGACCAGCUGGGAACAGAUAUCGAGGGGAACUGGAAUCAGAGCGUCGCAGCACUGACUGUCAGUACCCUGGCUUGUCGAUUGCUGGCUUCCGUGGUACAUAAAUCAACCAUUGACAAAACGUACAAGUUGCUGCGGAAGAUUCGAAGCAUCGCUAUGCGCUGGCUGGAUGAACUGACGAAACUCCAAUCAAACACUGAAACAGAAACCGAACAGGACAAAUACGAGAAGGAAAUAUGCCGAAUAGCUGCGACUUGCAGGAGUACUUUUGAUGUUGACUCAAUUCAUGCCGGCUCACUCCUUCAGACCCCAGAGGAUGUCGCCAUUUUUGUUGAAUGUGCUAUCAUCCUUCACAACCAUUCAGCUCAAGAAUUCUCCAGUGCAGAUCUUCAUUUACAUCAAUUGCUUCUCCGAGACCAGCGGUUGUCCUGCAGUAUGGAAGAGCUUCUCAUCACCCGCGCCCAGGAAACAGAAACCAUGCAAGGUAUUAGUGAGGCGAUAGCAAGGGUUUGGGCUAGCUUCAACUUAACAUGUCGCUGGACAAGGCUGCCAAGACCGAACGAUCGUUGGUUAGCCACUGCCAUGACUGGUCAGAGGACACAAGAGGUUCAAUUUAACGUACUGAGUGGCGCGUUACUGAUUGAGGGGAAGCCAUUCGGGCGGUUGCCACCUGUGGUGCGCGGGCAUCCGAUAUAUAAGGAACUUUUCGGUGAAAAAAACCUGGGUGUUGUUCCAUCGGAUAUGGAAGAUAUGGAAUAUGCAACUAAUGCCAGUGUGUCUUGCGGGUCUCGACUUGGAAUUCAAGAUACCCCUCAGAUAAUCCACUUCGGAUGGCGAGAUGGAAAGCUCAUUCUACGAAGUAGAUCCUGCAGACCUGAUGGGGAGGCUCGUUGGGUCUUGGAGUUGCUGCCUCGUGAAAUAUUCAGGGGCGAUCUCCCUUCUAUUCUAAUCGACGACUAUGUUCAUUGGUUGGAAGUAUCCACGCGCCAGAUUGAGUUGCGACCCAAGGAAGCGCCCUGGACACCCUCCCAAUCAAAUUGGCACUUACGUUGCACUCCGUCCUCUACAUGGGUUAUGGAUAAGCAGUCGUCUAUCAUAUUGGUUGACUGUCGAAGCCGGACGGCGGGGAUGAUGUAUGGCGUACUUCGGCAUUUGGAGGUGCCAAACAAUAUUCUCAUCGCAAGACCGACAACGCACCAACUCCUGGUCGACCUCCCUCGGUUCCAGCUCUCCUUUGUCCUAAAAGGGGGGGGGCUCUGUUCACUGAACUUUCCCGGCUUCGAAAUAGAUCAUGACAAUCAAUCAACAGGAACAAUGAUAGGUCUUCAGAGUCGGCUUGUUCUACGCCAGAGCAGAUAUCACCCCGCUCGUUUUGUGGAGCCCAUUUAUUCUAAGCGUGUCAUCAUCCCCGUCGGCGACAUAUCGAUCGUAGGAGACGGUGACUACGUUGCUGUCACAAUUGACCACUCAGGAUCGCGUCGUGUCAAUUAUUACGAUUAUGAUGUCGAUACCCUGCUCGGCCGUUUGGUCGGAGAUGGAAGCUUGUCUAGCACGCUUUUCCAGGCGUACCUUCACGCCAUCACCAGUUACUGCCUACCUGAUCUUCUUACGUCAUUGUCGGGAACUGAGGAAGCUCUUCAAAUCCUUCGCUCAGCACGCUGCAGAUCGUUUCUUAGUCUUAAUGACGAGGAGCGUAAUAUCCUUCAUCAGUUGUCCAGAUUGACGCCGUUAAGAAGUUGGUAUCCUUCCCACCUACGAGUGAUGCAACAAACUGUCUGGAAUAAAGCACUGAGACCGAUUAUCCAACACGAUGCCUUCUGUAGUGAUGUCCAGUCUAUAAUAGAGUGGGAUGGUCAAAUGCAAGCUUUCCGCCCCUCCACGUCCAGAGAAGACUCUACAAACACCCCCCAUGCAAGAGACCCACAUUUACUCUCUCGGGCGAGAUGCCGCAAUGCUAUCUGGCACGGUUCUGGCAUCUUGCAGGACAAGCUGGGCGUAGAUACGACAUACAGAUCUAGGGAUGCUCCAGACGGGCUCGACACUACCCGCAUUCACCGCACCUCAAAUGUCUCUAGUUUGGUGUACAAAUGUCCUCUUCAACUCAGGACCCCGAAAAACCUUCUAUCUCGCAUCGAAUCAUGGACAGAGGAGAUGAAGGGCUCUUCCACUUGCAACCAAUCGUGCGUAAGCCUCGGAUAUAGCAAAGAAUGGCUGUCCUUGGACAUAGCAAGUGCAUGGAUUCCCUUAUACAAUGCUUGUCGAUCAGUCGGAUGGGGGAAUGAUACCUGUUUCAAAAUGGCGUUCAGUCUUUCGGCAUUGGAGUACUCUAAUCAUCGGUUCAAAGAUUUGCUCCCCGUCGUUCUUGCAUUUUCACGUUACCCUGAAUUCCGUUCCAUCAGUCCGCCCUUGUGGUCACGAUACAAAUUCACUAUGGGUUACGUAGCAGAUUCAUCACAACUCAACACCACCAUCUCAGAGUGUGCCAAUCCCUUUCAGGACAUCGGCGACCCAUCGGCCCCAAAUGUGUCUAAAAAGAAGCGUAAAAUGGCAUAUCAUUCCCAAGUGUCUUCCCAAACCUCCUUCCUUGUCACACAUUUAACUGGCCAAUGGAAUUGUGCACCCUCGAGCAAACCAACGUUGCCAUUUGUGCCAAGCGGGGAUACAUGGCUAAUUAACACCUCUCUUGCCAUGCAUAGAGUAACGGAGUUGUUCGGGAUGUGGUCCAGGAACCGGGAUUUGUGUGACCACAUCCGGAAAGUCCAGCAGGUCUUGGAUAAUCAUUAUACUUCAAAUGCUCCGGUACUACCUCUAUACUCAUUCCAGACCUCUCCACACCCUGAAGAGGCACUACCAUCCAUUGUAUCGUAUCGCGAUGUUUUCCUUCGACAGCCUCCGAUUCUUGCUCCUAUCCCUUCCCCUCCUAGAUCAAAGGGAUGCUUGGCUUCACGAUCGGGACCUGAUAAUCUGAGAGUUCUCAUUUCGAGUCUCCGCUCAUCUGGGAGCCCACUAUCUCGAAAAUAUGGGGAAGAUCUCGAAGUCAGCAGGGAUGCAUUGCAGUACGAUACUGAAAUCGGCACGGAGCGGGUAGAAAUCCUUCAGGUUUAUCGUGAUCACCAGACGUACCAAACUUAUCUAUACGAUACCCUGGAGCAAAUUGAACAGGCAAUCGAUCCGGAUCCUCGGUCAGAGGCCCCAGAGGAGGUUAUGCGUGUAGCUGGACUGUGGCCGAAGAGCACCCUACGUUCUUUGUUACACCACUUAUCAUUCUCAUCGCGCUCAAGAGUUGGUCUCUCCCUUGGUUGGAAAACCGCUCUUAUUCGCCUUGCCCAGUCCAUACUGCUGUUGCAGCGGUCGGAGAGGUUGAUGAAAUCAAGACACAGCACCGACGAAUUCCUGAAGGAAUAUCAGAAUUAUACUGAUUUACAUGACAUUUCGGACAGAGUAGACUGGCUGCUCAUCCAGAUUGACUCUAACUUUCUUAUCCGCCCGCUUCAAGUUGACGUUGCGCGUAACAUGAUGUUCCCCUGCCCACAGGAAAACGCUAUCCUCCAACUCAAUAUGGGGGAAGGGAAAUCAUCUGUCAUUGUCCCUCUAAUAGCAUCAUCUUUGGCGGACGGACAAAAACUGAUUAGAAUUAUUGUGCUAAAACCCUUAGCAAACCAAAUGUUUCAGUUACUCGUCCGACGCUUGAGUGGCCUGGCCGAUCGGCGGGUAUAUUACACGCCCUUCUCCCGCACGACUUCUGUGGCUGGACACCAUUUAUCCCUGUUUCAAAGCAUAUAUCGUGAAUGCAUGCGCGCGGGUGGAAUACUGGUCAUGCAGCCUGAACACGUCCUGUCGUUCAAACUCAUGGGUGUAGAUCAACAACUUCCGGCUGUCAUGGGCCAGAAGACGCCAAAUGCGAUGCUGGGACUGCAACGAUGGCUGGAUUCGAAUGUUAGGGACAUUUUGGACGAGAGCGAUGAGAUUCUAGCAGUCAAAUACCAACUCGUCUACACUGUUGGAGCCCAGCAGCCUCUAGACCAUCAUCCUGACCGAUGGACUGUUGUGCAACAUGUGUUUUCCAUCUUGCGCAGCCACACCCGGUUCAUCGAGGAAUUCUUUCCUCAAGGGGGCUUCGAGGUCGAGCAACAGCGAGGUGGAUGCUUCCCUCAUCUUCGUAUUCUCAACCCUAAGGCCGGUGUUUGGUUUGUGGAAUGUCUUGUGCAUGGAAUAAUGUCGGGGGAGUGUCCAGAUCUGCCUUCAUUAAGGCUAUUUCACGGCAGAGCGCGACAAGAAGCAGUGGCUUUCAUCACAAAACCGGAUCCUGGAGAACUUAACGAAUUGACAAAUCACUGCCAUCGCGACGCCUGCCUAUGGAACACUCUGCUCUUGCUGAGGGGCCUUUUUGCCCACGGAAUACUUACGUACAUCUUUAGCGAACGUAGGUGGCGAGUGGAUUAUGGGCUUGACCUUACACGGUCCCUUCUCGCAGUGCCUUAUCGCGCAAAAGAUGUGCCUUCACUGAGGGCGGAGUUCAGUCAUCCGGACGUCUGCAUUUCGUUGACAUGUCUCAGCUAUUAUUACGGUGGAUUAUCUUGUGAUCAACUGGAUGUAUGCUUCGAACUCCUUGGUCGACUGGAGGAUCCGGUGGUGGAAUAUGGCAAAUGGAUAAAAGAGAACUGUUUAGUGCCGGAAUUCCUCUGUGACUAUAGCGGUUUCAAUCCGAGCAACCACAACCAAAAGAUUGACUAUCUCUAUCCAGCUUUCGAAAGAAACCAGGAGACAAUCAACUUCUUCCUCUCUCAGGUUGUUUUUCCGAGGGAAGCCAAGGCGUAUCCGCAAAAGCUCUCCGCAUCUGGAUGGGAUAUCGCUGAACGAAGAAAACACAUAACGACAGGGUUCAGUGGUACAAAUGACAACCGCUAUCUUCUCCCCACUUCUAUUAAACAGGUCGACAUUCCUGCGCAAUUAAGCACGAAUGCCAAGGUGUUGAAUUUGAUGCUCCAGCCCGAGAAUGAUCAUUACCGAACUGCAGAGCGUAGCAAGUUUUUGGAUAUCCUUAUCGAGGAGACCCCUCAAAUCCGAGUUCUAUUGGAUGUGGGCGCUCAAAUGUUGGAAGACUCCAACAGGGGUUUGGCGUCGAGAUGGCUUUCGAGAAUCCCAGCAGCCGACGUAGAUGUUGCGAUCUUCUUCGAAGAUGACGAAAUCCUUAUUGUACGACGUGAUGGCGAAACGGAGCCGCUUAUCUCGUCCUCGUACAGACGCCGGCUUGAUCGUUGCCUUGUGUACCUUGAUGAUUCCCAUACGAGGGGCACCGACUUAAAGCUGCCCCUUGAUUAUCGUGCGGCAGUGACAUUGGGUCAGAAAGUGACGAAAGAUAAACUAGUUCAAGGAUGCAUGCGAAUGCGCAAGCUAGGGCAGGGACAAUCUAUUCUCUUUCUUGCACCUCCCGUUGUGGAUCACGCAAUCCGCCAGUUCACUGCAAAAAUCCACGGAGAACAAAUCACUGCUGGCGACAUUCUUGCCUGGUCCAUCGGUGAGACAUGUAAGAGCCUACAGCAUUAUAGCUCUCACUGGAGAGAGCAGGGAGUUCAUUACACGGACAGGCAAUGCGCAUGGAAAGAGUUUUGGUCGUCUGGUGCCAGUGACGCUUCGGGGCUGGCGAAAUAUUGGCUGCAACCCGAGUCGAAGUCUUUGAAGGAAAUGUACGAGGUACCAUUGUCUUCCGUAUCAUCAACACGCGAACCAUCCCAUCAUCCCGCUGCCGACUUUCGUGAGAUCGGAAAGAGGGCCUACAUCUUCUCGUUCUCCACGGAGAGCGGGCUGGUGAGAAUGGAAGAAGAUCAAGAGCAGGAACGCGAGGUAACCCAUGAGCUCGAACGGGAGCAACAAGUCGAGAGACCACCGCCUUUACCGCCUGCUCGCCAUCGCCUCGAUCCUGAUAUCGUGGCUUUCGUACGAAGUGGCCGGACACCAGCGGACUCAUCGCAUGCUUUCGUCGCGCUCUUCUCUUCAGUCCCAAUCCUUCAUCCGUCCCCGCAGCAAGUCACUAAGUGGUCAGACAAGCUACUUGCAACCAGAGACUUCGUCACGGUCAUCAAAGGUUUGGGUGUCCAGAAAAGCAUCGAGUUCCUUCGGCCCGUCAACUGGAUACUGUCCAGUGCCCGCGACCCGACGCUCGUUGUUUGCAGCCCCUUUGAGGCGAACGAGCUACUCCCUGAAAUCCGCCGCAGCCACAACACUACGUUGCAUGUCUACUCGCCUAGAGUGAACCAACCAAUGAGGUCCUUCGAUGAUCUCAGAUUUUGCACGAUUCCACCUUUACCAACAAUGUGGACGGAGCCGGAGAGGCUUACGAUCUCGCAGCUCAACAUAUUCUCAGGCCAGGUAUACCUUAACGACUUUGAAACGUACCUUGAACUUUGCAAUUUUUUGGGAGUCAACACGAGUCAUGACGGGAACAACGAGAUCGAAACCCAAAGUGACGGCUUCAUCCUUCCCCAAAACCGCACUGGAGAGAUGGAAUUGGUCUGUCCGUUUGAUAGCAGCCCUCUCCCUUUCAUACAUGAGCUGAUGAGCCACAGGAGGAAAGGGAUACCCUACACUUCCACUCAUCUUGGACGAAUUGUUAAUGGAGCAUUCGUACGACCGGAAGAUUUCUGACCAAAUGUGUACUAUUAGAUCUCUAUUUUGCCACAAUUUUGUGUAUGCUAAGAUUGU
Messenger RNA from Cantharellus anzutake, 9604 nucleotides. RefSeq lists its product as uncharacterized. The transcript has 9 exons. The coding region runs from base 287 to 9547 and encodes 3086 amino acids. The record is from RefSeq and is a predicted model, not a curated record. Lineage: Eukaryota; Fungi; Basidiomycota; Agaricomycetes; Cantharellales; Hydnaceae.